AUGGGAAACAGCACUGGGUUGGCUGUGGAGGAACUACAAGCUUGUGAGAGUCAUCAGUGGUACAGAAAAUGUAUGACCAAGUGCCCAUCUGGACUUCUCAUCUUUUAUGAAUUCAAGCUGUUCUUUGGCCUGAGGAACCUGUCGGAUACGUCCAACGCCUACGUUAAGACCACGUUUACAACGUUUGAUAUGAAUAACGACGGCUCCAUUGAUGUUAUGGAGUAUGUCGCUGCUCUGAGCCUGGUGCUGAAGGGAGGAGUGCAGAAGAAGCUCUGCUGAUACUUUAAACUGUAUGAUGUAGAUGGGAGUGGCUACAUAGACCGUGAGGAGCUGCUGCAGAUAAUUACGUCCAUUCGUGCAAUCAAUGGGAUUGCGAGUGAGAUAUCAUCGGAGGACUUUGCCAACAUUGUGUUUGACAAGAUUGACAUCAAUGGAGAUGGGUAACUUUCCUAUGAAGAGUUCUUGGAGGGGGUUCAGAAUGACAGUUUGCUGCUGGCGACACUAACAGAGAGUUUGGACCGCAUUGUCC
Messenger RNA from Pseudoliparis swirei, 529 nucleotides. It is a transcript of the gene guca1ab.2, whose product is annotated as guanylyl cyclase-activating protein 1. The record is from RefSeq and is a predicted model, not a curated record. The transcript has 4 exons. NCBI's taxonomy places the organism in Eukaryota, Metazoa, Chordata, Actinopteri, Perciformes, Liparidae. Gene Ontology annotation, cellular component: photoreceptor inner segment; cone photoreceptor outer segment. Gene Ontology annotation, molecular function: calcium ion binding; calcium sensitive guanylate cyclase activator activity. Gene Ontology annotation, biological process: visual perception; positive regulation of guanylate cyclase activity.